UCUUAGGUAUCGUCUCCCGUGCGCACCCACAGCAGCUUUCCAAUGACCAUGACCACGAACACAUCGUCCCUUGCGCCGAACGUGGCGCUGCUGACGUCCUCGGUGAACAGUCCGAACAUCAGUCGCACCUACAGCAGCACCACGACCACCACAGAGCACAUUGAGAUACGCAGCGAGGGCGGUACCGGGGAUGAGGUGGACACGGAAUCGAUACGCAAACGGGUCACAGAUCGACUGCGUCGCUCGCUCUCGAAGACCAUCUCGACUGUGGCGGGCUUGAAUUCGGACGCGAAUAGGAACAGCUCGGACAGAGGCAGUCGCUAUAGCCGAUCUGUGUCGCGUUCCGUUUACGAUGACGAGGACAAGAGCUCGAAGCGCAGCUACUCCACCGGCGAGGAGGACAUCAUUGAGGAGGAGGAGCAGCUGGAGGAUGAGGAGGAGCAGUUCCGCAGCUUCAAUGCUACGCGGCAAUUGAGGACGCCGGACACCUCCUGCCGGAAGCGGCUGGUGCCCCGGGAAUUUGGUGGCUGGCCUGGAGCACUGCUCCUGCUGUUGAAUGUGCCCGCUCUGGUCUACUAUCUCACCUGGAGCUGUACGGCGCGCAACGGCUGUCAACUGAAGCGGCCCAAUCCCAUGGCUCUGUUCGACUGGAACUAUCUGACGCGUCAGGUGUUCCUGCCGCACGUCGUUGGCGUCUUCUCGGCCUACCAGUUUGUGGUCUUUCUGCUGGUGGCGUUGCUGCCCGGACGACGUGUCCAUCUCACACGUGAAACGUACAAAUUCAAUGGAUUGGGCGUCAGCUUCACCCUGCUGCUCGCGGGCGGCAUCGCUGAGUAUCUGAAGUAUCCCGUGGUCAGCUUCAUACUCCGUCACUAUCUCCGGUUCUGCAUCUAUGGCCUGAUCAGCGCCUUUGUGGCCGCCGCCUGGAGCUACUGGCGCGUCGACACCACCAAAUACAAUGUGCUCCGCCAGACGCUGAUCAAUGACUACGGGCGCAGCGGCAACUUCGUGAUCGACUUUGCCCUGGGCCGGCAGCUGAAUCCCAAGUGGCUGGGACGUGUCGACUGGAAGCAAUACUACUAUCGCCUCUCCCUGGUCAGCACCCUGCUCUAUGCCGUCUGCUACAUCUACCAGACGCUCCAGUGGCCCCAGUGGCCCCAGAGCCAGGACGGCUACGUCUAUCUCGUGCGUUACUAUUGGCAGAAUGUCAACUACGAUGCCGGCGCUCUGCUGGCGGCCAGUUCGCUCUUGCUGUACGUGCUGGAUGCGCUCAUCUUCGAGCAUCAUCUCAGCUGCUCCUUCGAGCUGCAGCACGAGGGCUACGGCUGUCUGCUGCUGCUGCGCUACGCCGUCACGCCCUAUCUGCUCAGCUCGGUCAGCAAGUACUUCUACGAGCAGCGCGUGCCCAUCAGCUGCUGGUAUGCCCCGUACGCUGUGCUCUGCCUGCUCCUGCUGGGACUGGGCAUCAAGCGCUACAGCUGCGCCUACAAGUACAAGUACCGUUUGAACUCGCAGCAUCCCAUCUUCGCCAACAUCGAGACCAUUCACACCUACCAGGGCAACCGGCUGCUGCUGAGCGGCCUCUGGGGCCAUCUGCGCCAGCCCAACUAUCUGGGUGACAUCAUCGCGCUUUUCGCUCUGGGCGCGCCCAUGAUCCUGCGUCCAGCUUGGCCGCCGCUGCUGUCGCUGCUGCUGCUGAUCCUAGUUCUGGUGCAUCGGGCCACGCGCGCCAAUGCGCGCAAUCAGGAACGCUAUUUCUCCUCCUGGCAGCGCUACUGCCUCCUGGUCAAAUACUACAUAAUACCCAAGAUUUUCUAAGCUCCAUCGAAUGCUCAAGGCACAAUUUUUGAUUUGGCUCUGCCCACCGCAAAUUUUUUGAUGAUUUUUGUUUUUAUUUUAAUUUUAUUGUAAUUGUAUUUUAGUUUUUCAUCGGAUUUCAACUCGAAUUAUUUUCCUGUACAUAUAUUCACAGGUUAGCGACCUGUCGUCCUUCAUUUCACAUUUUCACCCGUUUCAUUUUUCUCGUUUUCAAUUGAUUUUAGUACAAACAAACAAAAACAACAACUCAACAUUUAUUUUACUUCAAAGACAAGAUUAUAUGACUAGCCAUAUAAAGGAUGUAAUACAAAUUAUAUAUAUAUAUAUACACACACA
Molecule: messenger RNA, 2154 nt
Organism: Drosophila navojoa
Lineage: Eukaryota; Metazoa; Arthropoda; Insecta; Diptera; Drosophilidae
Gene: LBR
Product: lamin B receptor
Biological process (GO): sterol biosynthetic process
Cellular component (GO): nuclear inner membrane
Molecular function (GO): oxidoreductase activity, acting on the CH-CH group of donors, NAD or NADP as acceptor
Source: RefSeq, a predicted model, not a curated record